Molecule: messenger RNA, 479 nt
Organism: Amoebophrya sp. A25
Lineage: Eukaryota; Dinophyceae; Syndiniales; Amoebophryaceae
Source: the annotation of a GenBank genome assembly
CUCGGAGGAGGAAAAUUUAUCUAAGGUAGAAUAGACGCCCUGCAUGAUAUAGUGAGUGUGCCUACUUCUUGUUUCGCUUUUGCUGGACUUAAUACUUUGAUUUAAGUCUUCGAAUGAAGAAUACGAGUGACGAUACGAUAUUCCGAUACGACCACACCAUGCCGGACUUGCUCGUGGUCUAUAAUCAUUUACAUCAGGGUUACAACUUUUAUAACUAUAUUAAGUCUUCGAAAAAAUGGCUUCCCACAUCAACCCCUUCAAGUUUCUCCUCUCAACAUUGAAGAAUUCCUUGUUGUGCGAUUUAUGGUCAGCUUUUUUCCAUCAUUCUCGGCAUCUUGGUCCCCUUUUCCCUUGCAUUCUCGUGAAAUACAAGGUAAAAGGGGUCAAGAUGAGGGGGCCGAGGUGCAAUCUAGCAGACUCUAAUCGAUUCUGCGACUGCUACGGCCCCACCUGUGUAUGAUGCUUUUCGAAGUUUCUCG